Molecule: messenger RNA, 1339 nt
Organism: Neltuma alba
Lineage: Eukaryota; Viridiplantae; Streptophyta; Magnoliopsida; Fabales; Fabaceae
Product: protein GRIP
Exons: 7
Biological process (GO): reciprocal meiotic recombination
Source: RefSeq, a predicted model, not a curated record
CAGAAGUCCAAAUCCAGACGCAUGCUCGGAUGAAAUGCGCAAACACUGAUGCACUCUUGGAGACGGCAGCGUUUCUCUUUUUAUUUCUCGCGCUUGAGCUGUGGUUUUAGUCUGUUAGAUCCAGCCCUUCACCGGCGAUCUCACCUGACCUCCCCCAUUUCUCCACGAUUCACUCUCCCUGUAACAGCAUCUCCCGUUUGAAUCGACUUGGUAGUGCAUAAUUGAUUAACACUCGGUUUCGUAGCUCAGCUUCCCCACACCUUGGCUGCAGAAUUACCAGGUUAGGUAGGAAAGCUGUGGAAACUAGGAGGCAGUGGCAACAAGUAAAGGUGAUAUUGGUGGAAUUAUGGAAAGUCGUGAAGGAGAUCCUUCUAAACCUGAGGAGCAGUUCUCAGACAGGAAUCAGCACAAUUAUGGAAGCUAUGGAAAUCUUGUUUUACAAAAUGGCUUAUCUGAUGACAACCAUUUUCAAGUUGAUCCUGAUGAUCAGCUUCUACAAUUGGCUUUUGAACUUAGAUUUCAGAAUGAUAUUUUAAAGUCUCAGUUUGAGGGCUUUAACAGUCUCAACAGUGUACAUAGUGACUAUAGUGUGGGGGAAAAAGUUAGUGGCCCAGAAGAAGUUAAAUCUGAUGUCAUUGAAGAAUUGCAGGGAAGGAUACAAGCAUUAAAUAAAGAACUUACAGAUGAAAAGCAUACGAGAGGUGCAGCUGAAGAGGCUCUAAAGCAUCUUCAAUUGGCAUACUCAGACACGGAUGCAAAAGCUCAAGAGCUGUCUGAAAAGCUUGCUGAAGCUGAAAAGAAGCUGGAUCAAGAAAUAAAAGAGCGUGAAGAAAAGUAUACUGAACUUGAUACAAAGUUUAACAGGCUUCACAAACGAGCAAAGCAGCGGAUUCAGGAGGUUCAGAAGGAAAAAGAUGAUCUUGAGGUCCAAUUGCGUGAGGUGAAUGAAAAGGCUGAGCAAGCAUCAUCCCAGCAAUCAUCAUUGCAGCAAGAGAUAGAGCGCACAAGGCAGCAAGCAAAUGAGGCAUUGAAGGCCAUGGAUGGGGACAGACAGCAACUAAGAAGUGCAAAUAACAAACUUCGUGAUACCAUUGAGGAUUUGAGGCGUUCAUUGCAACCAAAGGAGAGUGCCCUUGAAGCAUUGCAACAGUCACUUGCAGAAAAGGAACAGAUGAUAGAAGAUAUGAGAGGUUUGCUUCAGGCAGCUGAUGAAAAGAAGCAAGCUGCACUGGCUGAGCUUUCAGCUAAACAUCAGAAGAGUAUGGAGAGUUUGGAAGCUCAACUUAAUGAUGCUAUAUCUGAUAGAAAUAAAGCAGCUGAAACUAUUUCCUCACUGCAG